Molecule: messenger RNA, 1542 nt
Organism: Dendrobium catenatum
Lineage: Eukaryota; Viridiplantae; Streptophyta; Magnoliopsida; Asparagales; Orchidaceae
Product: probable amidase At4g34880
Exons: 3
Coding region: 1-1542 (513 amino acids)
Source: RefSeq, a predicted model, not a curated record
AUGGCUUCCCCACUCCUUUCACUCCUCUUCUUCCUCCACCUCCUCCAAUCUUUCGCCGCCGCCUCCACCGCCGCCACUGCUACCGCCUUCGACUUUCACGAAGCCACCAUUCUCGACAUCCAAGCUGCCUUCAACGACGGCAGCCUCACUUCCCAACAACUCGUCAUCCACUACCUCGAACAAAUCAAAAUUUUAAACCCUUAUCUCCGCGCCGUCAUAGAAAUAAACCCUGAUGCCCUCUACCACGCAAGCCGCGCUGACCAAGAACGAAAAGACGGCUCUUUUCGCCACCCUCUCCACGGCAUCCCCAUCCUCCUUAAAGACAGCAUUGCCACCCGCGACCGCCUCAACACCACCGCCGGCUCCUUCGCCCUCCUCGGCUCCAUCGUCCCUCGCGACGCCCGCGUCGUGAAACACCUCCGCCUCACCGGCGCCAUCAUCCUCGGCAAGUCUACUAUGAGCGAGUGGGCCCAUUUCCGGUCAACUAAAUCCCCGAAUGGGUGGUGCGCGAGAGGUGGGCAGGGGAGGAACCCUUAUGCGGAGAAGGAGGACCCGUGCGGGUCGAGCAGCGGGUCGGCGAUUGCCGUGGCGGCGAAUAUGGUGGCGGUUUCGCUUGGCAUGGAGACAGAUGGGUCAAUCCUCUGCCCGGCAGCGAAGAACUCGGUGGUGGGGAUUAAGCCGACGGUUGGGCUGACGAGUCGUGCCGGAGUGAUACCGAUUUCACCGAAACAGGACACGAUUGGGCCGUUCGGCCGAACGGUGGCGGACGCGGUGACAGUGCUGGAUGCCAUCGUGGGGUUCGAUCGGCGCGACGCUGAAGCCACUUCAGCGGCAGCGAGGUUUAUUCCGUCUGGUGGAUUCCGGCGGUUCUUGAACUUGGACGGGUUGAAGGGGAAGAGAGUGGGGAUUCUGCGGCGAAAUUUUUUUGAUUUCGCAGCAGGAUCCAUGAAAGCUACCACCUUUGCGGCGCAUUUUGAAACCAUGAGGCAACGAGGAGCAAUAUUAGUAGACAAUCUGGAGUUGGCAAAUGUGACACUGAUGCUUAACCAAAUUGAAAGUGGUGAGGUGACACAACUCUUAGCUGAUUUCAAGCUCUCGCUGAAGACAUACCUCCAAAAUCUAGUAUCCUCCCCAGUCAGAUCUCUUCAUGACAUCAUAGCAUUCAACAACAACCACUCAGUUGAGGAAAGAACGGAAGAGUUUGGCCAAGAUAUUUUAAUGGCAUCUCAGAAAACGAAUGGAAUUGGUGCAGUUGAGCGUGAAGCAAGGAAUAAAAUGGAUCAGCUCUCGAAUGAGGGAAUGGAGAAGCUGAUGAAGGAGAACAGAUUGGAUGCUAUAGUAUUCCCAGACGCUUUGGCAUCAUCGGCUCUAGCUAUUGGUGGCUAUCCAGCUAUAAGCGUGCCAGCGGGCUAUAGUGGCUCUGGAGCUCCUUUUGGCAUUUGCUUUGGUGGAUUGAAGGGUUCGGAUCACAAGUUGAUUGAGAUUGCUUAUGCUUUUGAGCAAGCUACAAGAAUCCGUAAGCCACCAACUCUAAUGGUAUGA